Molecule: messenger RNA, 927 nt
Organism: Haemonchus placei
Lineage: Eukaryota; Metazoa; Nematoda; Chromadorea; Rhabditida; Trichostrongylidae
Source: the annotation of a GenBank genome assembly
AUGCCUGAGGGUCGUCGUCUAUCUUCAACAGAACAAUGCCAAACUCUAUCGCUUCGUCAAGCAGGCCAUAGCAGCAAGGCCAUCGCGGAACAACUCGGCCGAUCCAGACGCUGCAUCGACGGUUUCGUGAAGAAUCCUGCGGCAUACGGUCAAGCACACGGAGGAGGACGUCCACUGAAAUUGACACGAGCCGACCACAGACUGAUCGCUAGAUUGGCUUCUAAUUCAACCAUGAGUGCCAAUCAGAUUCGUGCACGACUUUCACUAAAUGUGUCGACUUCCACUGCAUUGCGAGCUAUUCGUCGUCAAAUAAUCUUGUGGUGGGAGAGGAUGAAGUCAGCUCCCCGUCUGAUUAGGAGCCAUCGCGAAGUCCGACUCGAGUUUGCAAGAAAAAUUUUCCAAGAAACUGGAGAAAGGGUGAUUUUUUCCGAUGGAAAGAAAUUCAAUCUGGAUGGUUCUGACGGGCAUGUUUAUUACUGGAGGGAUCUACGGAAGGAGCCUAGGAUUUUUGCGAAACGUGUAUUCGGCGAAGGAACUAUUAUGGUAGGGGCGGUCUUCUCUUCCUAUGGAACGCUGGAUAUGGAAUUCAUCUCCACGCACAUGAGUUCGCAAGAGUAUCAAGAUAUNCUUCAGCGCAGUUUGCUUCGUUACCUCCACGAUCAUCGGCGAAAAAGACUCGUUUUUCAACAGGAUAACGCUCCUGCACACGUCUGGCGUUCAACUUUGGGGUGGCUAGGGGAUCACCAUGCGGAUGUAUCGGACAGGCCUCCAUGCUCGCCGGACCUAAACCUCAUAGAGAAUCUCUGGGUAUCUUGGUGCGCAGGGUCUUUGCCGGAGGGGUCUAGUAUGAGAGUGUUCUUCGCAGAGAGCAGCCAUUCUAAGUGCAUGGAACUCAAUUCCAGAAAAUGUUAUUCAAAAUCUCGUUGA